CCAAUAUCUUAAACUGUUCUUGAGUAUGCUUUACGCUUUGUUUGCAAUGUGUAUCUCUUCCUACGUGGCAGUCAUCGUCAAUGACACUCGGCCCGACACUGACCAGUACCCUCCACUCCCAGAUCUAAUUUUGGACAACUUGGCCUACAUGGAGUAUGCCUUUUACUAUGCAGAGUUCUGUGGGAUAUUCUUAAAUAUAAUUUGGCUACUAAUAUUGGUGUUCCACAAGCACAGGUUGGUCUUGAAUUUUAAUCUUAGGAUUAUUCUUAUUCGUCGUUUUUUCACUAUUUUGGGGACGAUUAUAAUUUUAAGGACUGUAACCACCAGGAUUACUUCUCUUUCUGUUCCAAACAAGCACUGGCCCUGCACUGACAAUGUAAUCUGUUGUUGGGCCACUUUAGAUUCUCCGAACGAUCUGUAUUUCCUUCGGUCUAUUUCUUGGUUUCUGAAUUUUAUGGGAAUGUUUUUUAUUCUUGCAUCUCACGAGCACUAUUCGAUUGACGUGUUUAUUGCAUUUUUUGUGGCUUCUCGGAUUGCUUCGUACUACCACGCGUUGAGUAACUGCAGAGUGAAUGAGAUGGCUUACAUGCGCCGGUUCUGCUUUGAGUUUCCACUUUUGUAUUUCUUUGAACAAAAUGACGACUCGAGAGUAUUGAACGAAUAUCAUAUACCAUUUUACGAUUACUUUUGUUCAUUCUACCAAUCCAGACGUGAUCAUUCCGAUUGA
Octopus sinensis (East Asian common octopus) is the source of this 727-nucleotide messenger RNA. RefSeq names its product sphingomyelin synthase-related protein 1-like. Gene Ontology annotation, molecular function: ceramide cholinephosphotransferase activity; sphingomyelin synthase activity. Bases 26 to 727 code for a protein of 233 amino acids. NCBI's taxonomy places the organism in Eukaryota, Metazoa, Mollusca, Cephalopoda, Octopoda, Octopodidae. The transcript is spliced from 2 exons. The record is from RefSeq and is a predicted model, not a curated record. Gene Ontology annotation, cellular component: endoplasmic reticulum membrane; Golgi membrane. Gene Ontology annotation, biological process: ceramide biosynthetic process.